Molecule: messenger RNA, 837 nt
Organism: Tetrahymena thermophila SB210
Lineage: Eukaryota; Ciliophora; Oligohymenophorea; Hymenostomatida; Tetrahymenidae
Product: Ydr279p family (RNase H2 complex component) protein
Exons: 1
Biological process (GO): RNA catabolic process; ribonucleotide metabolic process
Cellular component (GO): ribonuclease H2 complex; nucleoplasm
Source: RefSeq, a predicted model, not a curated record
AUGUCAAAAUUUUAAUAUUUUGAAUUACCAAACCCAAAUAGUGUAGAUAAAUUUAAAAGAAAGUUUUUAGCACAUACUGAAGAUAAAGAAACUAUUUUAGAAAUUACAGAAGUACAAUCUGAUACAUCAAUGUUUAUUGGCUAAAAUAUUGUCUCAAAUGGAUCUUUUCUAAAUUUUAAUUAAAUAGAUCCUCUCUUGUUAGCUAUUCCUUUUUUAAAUGCAUCUCGUGGUAUUGUAAAUGAUGAAAAGAAAGGCUUUUUUAAACAAAUAGACGAGAUAUUUAAAGCAGAUGAUAAUUCUUUGAAGGAAUCAAUGUAGAUUCUUUAGUCUAAUAAAAGAAUAUUCAGAAAUCUAAAGAAAAUAUGCGAAUUUUAAUCACAUGAUCCAGAUGAAAAAUUAGAUUUCUUCCGUUUAGACAAUUAAAAGUUAAAAUCUUAUUUGGAUCAAAAAAUAUCAAAAGCACAGGAACUUUUUGAAAAGAACGAACAAUACUUUUAAUUUUAAAAAUUAUCUACUAAAGAGAAAAUUAGUGAUUCUCUGUAUUUUGGCAUUGAAUAUGUCUUUAGCUAUUUGCCUACUUAAUUGUUCAAUCAAUUAGUUUUAGAAACAAGACAAAUUUCAAUUGAUGAUUUCUAAAGCUUUAAAAAAACCAGAGAACCAGCUCCUAAAUAUGAUUUUUACGAUAAUUAAAAUGAAAAUUAAUUUUAGCAAACUAACGACUUAGCAAAGUAAAAGUCUAAAUAAGUUACACCAUCAAAGCCUUCAACUACAGAUAAAAAGAAUUUAGAAGCAGCUAAAAAUACAAAAAGCAUUGCAUCAUUUUUCUAAAAGAAAUGA